Chelonia mydas (Green sea turtle) is the source of this 8593-nucleotide messenger RNA. RefSeq names its product leucine rich repeat containing 14 (gene LRRC14). The record is from RefSeq and is a predicted model, not a curated record. The transcript has 4 exons. The coding region runs from base 1875 to 3605 and encodes 576 amino acids. Gene Ontology annotation, molecular function: protein binding. Gene Ontology annotation, cellular component: cytoplasm. Lineage: Eukaryota; Metazoa; Chordata; Testudines; Cheloniidae.
GGUAAUGGAACUAGUUGGUUUGAGAAGGUAUACUAGAAUGUCUCUUGCACUGUGUUUGGUCUUUCACUGCUUGAACCCCCAGAUUCUGUGGCUGAAACCCUCUGAUGGCCAGAUUGUUUGACUGAAUAGGUGGAACAAGGCUGCUAAAGGGCCAGGACGGGUCGCUGUCCCAUCCGCCUUAGAAUCAUAGGGUUAGAAGGGACCAUAAGGCUCAUCUACUCUAACUCCUGAUCUAACUUCCUUGAAUUCUGUCAGGAUCAGCAUAAGGAGACAAGGGAGGAGCAAACUAGCAUGAAGGUGGGGGCCAAGUGGUAAUCUGCCAGUGCUGCCUUACUUCUUCUCAGCAGUCUGGGCAAAGAGUGGCCAGUAUCCCUAAUUUAUAUUACGUGCUGUUUAAUCCAUAGUAGCUGGCUAAUACAAUCCCAGAUUCAAUCACAGAUGGGCUGGACGUAUUGACGGUUGUAGCAUUUAUUUAUAUUAUAGUAGCAUCCAAAAGCCCUAAUCACAAUCGAGGUAUGUUGUGCUAGGUGUUGUAUAAACAUGUGGGGAGAGACCACCCCUACUAAGUAAUUAAAGACAAGAUGCAACAAGUGAGUAAAAUAUAGUAGAAAGGCUCACAUGCUUACAUAGACUAGCUAGUGCUCAACUGGAGAGUUCCUGAUCAUUCUGAUAAUGUCUUCAUAUCAGUAUAUGUAAUAUCCGCAAUCCCCAGUGAUCCGCUAACUAGACAUGGAUUUGGAGGAGGAAAGGGCAGUGGUAUUAUGGACCGGUUCGGGGGCCGAGCUCCAAGCAUGAGGUAGUAUAGAAGAAAGCACAAAGAUGGUUCUAAGAGAUGUGGACGAACAGGUGGCUGAGGCAGAUGUUAUUAGCAAAGCAGAGUCGAUGGGAGCAGUGCGGUAAGAUACAAGUGGGGAUAGAUAGGGGGGAAUGGAUACUUAGUUCAGCUUUAGGAUGAUUGUGUUAGGGCAGUGGCUGUGCUUUUUGGAUCUGACGUCACGUACAAAGUGCUUCCCAUUUUGACAACUAAGAUGAGUUUGACUGAAGACUAAGGAGUCCUAGGAGACACAAACUAUUAAUUCACAAUUCCUAGCAUAUUGAGCACUCCAUCUUUCUCCAGGACUCCUAGCAGAGCCAGCUAAGGUGUUGGGUCUGUUGGACUGAGCCUUACUGCCCUGCCCAGCUGCAGUAUCUCCGGGAACAGUGACUGUUGUGUGUUGGCUCAAGAUCUAAUGCUACUGAGAGCCAUGGGAUUGCUCCACAGUUUCUGGUUCCAUUUAUGUUAAGUGGGGGCUCUUUGAUUCUGAGCUUUCUGGUGAAACUUAAUAUAAGUGCUGUUGUGAUUACAGUUGUGAAAAUCAGAUCUUUGCUACCUGCAGGCUGUAGGCAAGACCAUUCCCAUCAGGGUGUGCAAAAGGGGCUGAGUCUAAAGAUGAAUAGAUCUUAUUAGUUCCAGAGCUCUGAGGGAUGCUGCUGCCUGCCCACUGUAUUGGAGAAAUAACCAUUUUAGUCCAUGGCCAUAGACACAUUGGCCCCAUGCUGUUCAAGGUCAGCAGUGGGCUAUAGAUGACCUGCUAGAGGUUGAAGAAACAGUAAAGACAUGUGGGCAUCUUGGAAGAGAAAUUGGGGUGGAAAGGGAGGAACUUGGUGGUCUAUACAGUGUGGGGGGGAAAGGAAGGCUACAGGGAGGAGACGUGGCAAGGGAAGAAGAGCUGUGAGCUGGUCAGACAGGACCUGCACCCUGACUGGCCUUGUAAAAUCAAGAACCAACAGUGCUCUGGAGGCUUGUAAACAGUUUAGCAAAUUGGACCCACAGGGUUAAAUUUCUGCUGUUCUGGGGCUACCCCUCUGAUUUCUAGCCCCCUCCUGUUGUGAGAAUGUCAGUGGAGCACCGGAGGCAGGUGGGAUCCUUCCUACCUGAAGUUGCUGAGCAGGCAGGUGUGCUGGCCUUCUACCCUUGCACUGGCUUCCCAGCUCUGUUCUUUCACUCUGUGGCUGGCUCUCAGAGAGCAGAAGAAGCAGAACGGUGGUUCCGUGAAGCUGGGGCUCUGGCUUGCUGCCUCCCUGCAGCCAUGCACUCCCUCGUGUUCCUCUGUGCACAGAAAGUGGUUUCCCAUCACUCCACAGUGCACGGUGCCUUGGAGUUCAUCCCAAAGGAGUUGUAUCCAGUCUUGUUCAAAGCAGCUUUCAUGAACAAGAAGACCCUCGUGCUGCAAGAUCUGGUGCAGACAUGGCCUUUCCCAGUACUGAGUUUCCAGAAGCUUUUGCGGAAGUGUCAGCACUGUGACCGUGCUCUGCUCCAGGAAAAGCCCAACAAGCUAUGUGUGCAGACUGUCAUCCUGGGAGUGGUGGCCUACUUGAAUGAGGCUCUCGAAGACAGACUCCACAGCCAAAGCAAGAGGCAGCGCCUGCAGGUUCUGGACAUGACGGGGCUUCAGGAUGAUGGAAUAGACCAGGGCCCAGAAAGCAUGAGCCUGUGGUCCAGGACAGUGACCCUGGCGAAAGCCUGCAUCGACAUUUCCAAACACCAGAGCAAGUGCACGAAGCGCACCCCAAAGCGGAGGAAGGGCCCCUACAGCAGCUCGGUGGCUCUGCUGCCACCACAGCCUGUGUCUGUGGAAGUCCACGUGGAUCUUUUUGUGAACAGCACCUCUUAUGGAGUCCUUAAAGAUGCCUUGCAGAAUAAUGCCAACAGCAUGCUGCGGCUGAAGUGCCGGGACUUCCGGGCUGAGGAGCUGCCCAUUGCAAGUACCGUGGGGCUCCUGGAGUUCCUGGAUCCCACGGGUGUUCGGCAGGUGGAUUUGAGAUUCAAUAACCUGGGGCUGUCUGGCCUGAGGGUGAUUCUCCCGCACAUGGCCAAAUUCACCAAUCUGGUCAGCCUGAAGCUGCCCUACAGCAACAUUGAUGUAAGACGGCUCUCAGCGGGGAUGGAAGGAAGCCUCCACUACUUCGCCACCCAGCUCAGUAGAUUGUCCUGUCUCAAGGAGCUGAAUUUGGGCUCCUCCAGGCUUUCCGGAAAACUAAGGCAACUGCUGGGCGAUUUGCAGGGUCCCUUGGAAAGCCUGGAGCUGGCCUUCUGCUACCUGCUCCCCAAUGACCUCGCCUAUCUUUCCCAAAGUCUCCAUACCCCCACCCUGAAGAAGCUGGACCUCAGCGGCAACAACUUGUCUGACUCGCUUCUCCAGCCCUUCCAGCAUCUCCUAGAAGAGGCCUCCUCAUCCCUGCUCCACCUGGACAUCAUGGAGUGUCGCCUGAUGGAUAUCCAUCUGGAGUCGCUUCUCCCCGCCCUGUGCCGCUGCUCUCAACUUCGCUACCUGGGGGUGUUUGGCAACCCCCUCUCUACGCGGGGGCUGAAGAACUUGCUGCAGAGGACCAUGGGCCUAUUGUACUUGCAGCUCGUCAUUUACCCCUACCCUGUGGAUUGCUACAGUGAGAACCUGCCAUGGCCCCCCACCUCCUCUAACCUCUUGAAUGGUUCUGUGGAUGAAGAGAAGUUUUCCAGGGUGAGUGCUGAGCUGCAACAGAUGCUGCUGACUGCCAGCAGGACCGAUGCCAUCUGGACCACGAACUUAUGCAGGCACAAUACCUUAGAUUAUUUUAAUUUGUAGCUCACCAGGAAUGCAAAACUAAGGAGAAAACAAACUGAUCAGGCUGAUCAUUUUUAAUGCCCCUUCAAAGCUGAGCGGUUCAGUGGACACAGCAACAACAUGUUUAUACACGUUUUUAACAGCAUCUGUUUAGUGCAUGAAUUCAAAUGGAAGUUCUCUUCUCCCCUUCUGCACCUCCAUUCAGUAAAGCUGAGAUUAAAGCUGCCAGGCUCUAUGCCUCUUUAUCCAUGGCUUAUCCCAGAUAGUGCCGUUGCUAUCCUGUCUUGCUGUGCCUGCGACCCUCUUACCGCAUGUAGCUUCUUACGUGCCCCUCACAUGACUCUAGUGUAGCCCUGCAGAAUUCUUAGCAAAGUGUACUAGCCACAGUACAAAUGCAGCAGCCCAACAAUUAGAAGGCCCUUCUCAAAACACCAAUCUGUUCCUAGCUUCUGAGCAGUCUGCUCCUCUUUCCCUGCAUGGAUUAUCUCAUCUGAAAACCCCUCUCUCCACCUCUCUUCUAAUGUAUCCCAUCAUUCUCUCACACGUGUGCAGAGGGCUUAGAAAUUUUACCAGUCAUGUAGCAGCCAGAGCACUAAACCCACUAGCCAGACAGAUGUGAAAGGUGGGGAGACCUAUAUUUAGGGACAACUCUACUAUAUUCCCGCUCGGCUGCUGCAAGUGAGGUAUCUUGGGUUACUCUCUCCUUCCCCCAGCCUUCACUUUGGAGUCCUCCUGUGAACUGAAUAUUUCCUCCAACUCUGCUGUUGCAUGGAACUUUCCUAAGAUUCAACAAAAUAAAAUUGGCCCAGUUCUUAUCCAUUUCACAGCUGCUUGCAGAGUAUAGUAGUGGUGAGACUGACAACACCGCUGUCGGUUUUCACUGCUGCGGGUGCGUGGAAGAUCUGAGUACGAGCAGAGGCAUUGGCGUGGUAUGCAGACUGACUGUUUACACUCUGCUUGUAUGCAGAAAGCUUCUUCACAACAGAGAAGGCUAGAAACUUACUUUUUUUUUUUUUUUUUUAAAUGAGAGAUCCUGCAGAAGAUGAUUCAUGCUCCCUGGUAUACUUCCCAGCAUGGGCAUGUGGAGUUUUUCAGCUUGGUGUAGGGGCUGAGUCUCCCUUCCCCUUCCCUACACUCUCACUUCUUCUCCGUUUGAAGAAUACUUUCUCUGGAAAGCCUCGUUACCUGGCCGAAGUAGGUAGUGUUACAGUCACAGCCAAGGCUGAAGUCCUGUUCUCUCCACUGAGACCCACUUCUCCUCUAAACAUUUUGUCCUCCUCUCCCUAACUUAUCUCUCUGGCUUGGCACACACCCAGUACUUCAUCUCCCUGGUCGAUCUAUCCACUCGCUCCAACCUCUAUGGGGACAGCUUUUGCUGAUCCCUCUUGGCUUCUUCUCCAUUCAGCUUCUGGUCUCCUAUUGCCUUGAAUAUCAGACUUUUGGUGUAAAAGCCCCUUUGCUUGGAACUCAAACUAGAACUUUUACUAAGUACUACAAAACAUCCAAUAGGGAACGAUCCUGUAUUAGCUGAGAGGGACAUAAUAGAUCUCUUCCAUCUACCUUAUGCUCUCGGCUUCUGCACACCAUUCCAUACUCAAGCCGUGCAGCUAUCCAGUUCCCUUAUGGGGUGGGUUUGUUGCUACCUGUCUAACUUAUGUCUGGUACUGGCUUCUUUUUUCCCUCAUUUGUAAAAUCCCACAAGGUUACUUUCAUGGCCCUCUGCCCUGUCUACCUGCAUAGUCAUCUUAUCACUCCCUUCUAGCUUUAACUCAGGCUGAUUAUACUCUGCUGCACAUAACUUGACACCAUCGACGAUCCCUCUCUUGACCAGUUAAACUUCUGGGCUCAUUUAAACUCCCAUCAGCUUAAAGUCUUCAAGCCCCACCUGUUUCUCUUGGGCAGGAGGACCUCCCUCCCAUCCAACUCCAUUUCCCUUCUUGACACACACUUGUGGUUUGCUUCUGCUAUAUGUAACUUUAGCAUCGGACUCUGAACUCUCCUCUCCUUCCCACGUCCUCUAUGGCUGCAUAUUUGCUUAGAUAAACUUCUUUGUUCUGGCCACUUGGAGGGAAUAAUCGUGCCCAAUGGGGGGUUAAUUUUGUGUAAGACUGCCCAGCUAAGGGACUUUGAAAGCUAGUAACUCAUUCCUUCAGCACAUUACCCUUGUCAGUUUUACCUGGGCUGCCCCUCUGCUUAAAUUCUUCUGUUACUUUAGCCAGUGAAUGCAGCCCCUCUCCAAAAUCCACUCACAUCUGUAUAUAUCCUGUUUAUCAACCCCAUCCUCAAACAACUCCACUAGAUCCUUGAGCGUUCAAGAUCCAUUUAAAAAUAUACUUUGUACUAACCUUACCCGGCCACUUUAUCUCACAAUACUCCCCCUUCCCUGCCUGUGUAAAGCUGGCUGCCUCUCUGGCCCUUCACACAGUCUCCAUACUCCAAUCUCUCUUCAGAUGAAAAGACACUUUAUCUUGUAGAGUGUCUAUGACCUGGGGACUUUCUCACUGGAACAACUCUUUAACUAGCUGCCCUUUGGCAGAGGUCACUCUGCUGCUGGACACACUUGGUUGAAUCAAGACUGUCUUGGAGCCACUGUCUCUUUCUACCACCCCCCUCUGUCCCAGUGACGUGGAAAACAAGCACAAUGUCGCAUUCACAGUGAUGACAUUGCUGCAGGAGCUGCUAGCAACACUGUGUGAGCGCAAAGCCCUGGUUUCAAUAACCGCGCUUUGGCCAUUAGAAUCAUAGACAUGUAGGGCUGGAAGGGACCUUGGGAAAUCAAGUCCAGUCCCCUGCACUGUGGCAGGACCAAGUAAACCUAGACCAUCCCUGACAGGUGUAUGUCCAACCUGUGUUUAAAAUCUUCCAAUGAUGGGGGAUUUUAACAACCUCCCUUGGAAGCCUGUUCUAGAGCUUACCUCUAGAGUUAAGUGAGAGUUAGAUUUUCCCAGUAUCUCACCUAAAUCUGCCUUGCUGCAGAUUAGGCCCAUUACUUCUUGUCCUACCUUCAGUGGACAUGGAGAACACCUGUUCCCCAUCCUUUUUAUAGCCACCUUUAACAUAUUUGAAGACUGGUAUCAGGUCCCCCAUCAGUCUGCUUUUCUCAAAACUAAACAUUUUAUUUAUUUAACCUUUCUUUUUACCUCAGGCUUUCUAAACCUUUGGUCAUUUUUGUUGCUCUCCUCUGGACGCUCUCCACGUUGUCCCCAUCUUUCCUGAAGUGUGGUGCCCAGACCUGGACACAGUAGUCCAAGUGUUACUAUGUGUGGGGCGAAUAAAGUGAGAAGAGAUUAGUGUUUGAAGGCGAUGGGUGGCAGGCUGGCUCCCUCUUCCCUAACUCCCCUAGCAGUGUGCCCUGAGCCCCAGGGGGUCUCCAGAGCUCUUAACCCUUUAGAGGGGGGAAGUCACCUUUGAGGGUAUGCUGCUAGUCUUGUCUAUCUACUCAAGCUGGGAAGCAUGCUCCCAGCUCUGGUGCAGGUGUAUCCUAAGUGUGUCUUCCUCCCUGUAUGUCAGCUCCCAUCCCCUCCUCCUCCUCCCACCCUUGGCCUUGCCCGCCCACCCCUCCCUCCUUCAUCUCCUCCUGCUUACUUCUCCACACCCUUUCAUGCUGCCCCCUAAGCCUAGAACAGUCCCCAUUAUUGACUCCCCUCAAAUCUGACAUCUUUGGGCACCUCCAGUCACUCAUCAUCUCUGCAGCCCCCUCUAUUCCUGUCCUCAUGCCUGCUCGUAAGAGAUGAAGCUCACUCUCUUGCCUAGCAAUUUGCCCUGUCCCCUCUGGUCUGUCUUUUCAUCAUGUCUAUUUCAGAUCCAUGGAGCAGGCACUUUUUGUGGCUGUGCACAUCAAUUGUACUAGACCCCUCUACAGCGAUUAAAUAAUCUUUUUCAUUCCCUUUCCGUCAUGGACUACUAUGAGCUUCUCACUCUAGCCGAAGGCAGUGGUGGCUACUGAUGGUUCAACCAGUGUUUUAUUUUUGGAAAUGAUCUUGCAUUUGUACAGCACCCUCUCAGCUAGAAAGAUCUCACGAUGUUUUGCCAACUACAUAUGAGAGAUUGUCUCAUCUGUUGAUGACAUGCAGCCACCUCUGGGGUGAAACACAUUCAACAAUGCAACAACAUGUUAGGACACAAGCAAAGAAUGCUGUGUCCAUUUAAAUCAGAGGAGGGGAUUCAGGGAGGCAGAAAGUAAUUGCAGGAGGUGGAAUUUGAUCAGUACACUGGUGUUUUGACAUUUGGAGAAAGCACUGUGAGAACUCAGCAGGAUCCUGGUUUUAUGUGUCCUUGGAAAAGGGAUUGCCAUAUUUCCAGCUGCGAGUGAAGUCUACAAUAGCCAACUUCUCCAACCACUGAAAUGGUAGGAGGGAACUAGCCCUUCGCAUCUCAAACAGGUGGGUCAGGGUAGAAGAGAGAUUCUUCACAUCCGCAGAUCAUUGCCGGAGAAACCAGGCAAGCUACUAUUUCAAGUCUUAGUCCAAGGGGCCAAACGUUCAAAUAGUAACAUGCUGUAUCCAUUCAAAACCAAACAGCAAAGCAUACCCUGCCCCAUGAUGCCCUAUGGGACACUCUCCCAAUCUGAUCUUUCCAGAGGAUGUUUGGGGGCUUUGCCUGUAGGUUGCAGUCAUGAUCAUGAGAUCAAACUGGAUUGCAGUGGAGAACAGUCUGAAGAGCAAUUUCUUUGGGACUUGUUAAUCCACAGCAAAGGGAAAGUUUGCUGUCCAAAGCAAAGCUGUACUGAUAUUAACAUACCAUGCUCGACAUGACUCCCCUGAAAGGGUUAGCUUCCAUAAGGCAGAAGCUGCCAACAACAGUUGUCUCACUUCUUUUCUUUUUGGGACACCAUCAACCAAUGGGAGUAUGUUCAGAUGAUGUAAUAGCUUCUAACUUGUGUGUCAUUGAUUGAAAGUGUUUGUUGCUCGCUAUUAUCCUGGAGAGUUAUAGGGGUGGAGUUGGACAGAGAUUCUCCCUUUCUUAUCCAGUUCAGCCAAACUCAUUAAAUGCCGGACUUGUUUCUCUAA